Messenger RNA from Carica papaya (papaya), 1757 nucleotides. The record is from RefSeq and is a predicted model, not a curated record. NCBI's taxonomy places the organism in Eukaryota, Viridiplantae, Streptophyta, Magnoliopsida, Brassicales, Caricaceae.
AGUUACCUAUACUUAUGUGUUUGUCUGCUUCAUUUCCUCUUUAAACACAAUUCAUAACCUUUGUUCCUAUCUCUCUUUCUCUCUCUCUGUGUGUUUUAAAAAGAUUUAGAUACAGCCAUAUUUGUAUACACACACAUAUAAGCAUAUAAACACAUACAUAUAUGUAUAUACAUGCAUGAAAUGACCACCGCUAUUUUCCUUGUGUACCCAAGUACAUGCUCAAAAGCCGGUGCCUAUAACAUAUAUGAUUUAAUGUCUCAGAGAGUGUUUGCUGCCCUGCACUGCCCUGUUUUGCUUUCUAAUAGCUUGCACUCAGUUGAAUUUAAAGGCUAAAUUUGCAGCUUUUUAGGGGGAGAAGAAGAGCAGGUUGGAGUUGUAUGCUGCUUGGGAUUGGAUAAACAAAAUAACAUCAAGAUUUUGUAGACAGUAUAAGAGCAGGGUAUGUUGCAUACUGAUGAAGUGAAACUUGGUCAUGUCCUUGUGAUCAGAAGAAGUAAAAAUGAAGUUUAUGAAACUUGGGACAAAGCCCGACACAUUUUACACAGAAGAGGCUACCAGGACUUUGAUAUCAGAGAUACCAAGUGAUCUUGUUAUACGAAUUAAUAAUAUUAGUUAUCUUCUGCACAAGUUUCCACUUCUUCCGAAGUGUGGCCUCCUGCAAAGACUUUGCUCGGAUUCUGAUGAUUCUGAAAAUGUUACUAUUGAUCUCCAUGAUAUUCCCGGAGGGGAAGAUGCUUUUGAGCUGUGUGCCAAAUUCUGCUACGGGAUAGCAAUCAAUCUCAGUGCUCAUAACUUUGUGGCUGCAUUUUGUGCUGCCAAGUUUCUUCGGAUGACUGAGUCGAUUGAGAAGGGAAAUUUUGUGCUAAAGCUUGAGGCUUUCUUCACAUCAUGCAUCCUAGAAGGUUGGAAGGACACAAUUGUCACGCUACAAAUGACUGCCAAGUUACCUGAAUGGUCUGAAAAUCUUGGAAUCAUCAGAAGGUGCAUAGAUUCAGUUGUUGAGAAAAUACUCACACCUCCUUUAACAUAUAUAUAUAUAUAUAACUCACAUGUCAGUACUUCCAAGCAGGAGCAUCCUGAGAUAAGCAAAGCAGAUAAGAAGCGUCUUUGCAGAGGUCUAGACUGCCAGAAACUCUCUUCCGAAGUACGUGCUCACGCUGUGAAAAACGAAAGGCUGCCAUUGAGAACAGUUGUCCAGGUCCUGUUUUUCGACCAAGAAGGCAGUUCUAGAGCUCCUAGCCAAAAGCAGCCGGCAAUGGAGCUCUUGUCCAGAGGAAAACAGACAGACAAACCGGGUGUCGAACAUGAUAUAAGUAGGCUGCAAUUGGGUUCAGAUGAAAGAACCAACAAGGCAGAUGGAACAAGGAGAAGUUCAGUUCCUGAAACCAGUGCAAGAGACAAUCAUCACAGAAUGAAGAGAAGUGAUGAGAAGAUGCUGCUGGUAGAAAUGGAAAGAAAGAUGAUGAGAGGAGAGAUUGAUGAGAUUGAGUUUGAAAAGGGAGUAAGAGAAAGUAGAGGAGAAGGUAAUUCUGGGAUCAAAUUGGACCCAAAGAAGAUAUUACAGAGGGGAAAUAGAUCAGACCAGGGCCAUGAAAAAGGCAGAGACAGAUAGUAUAAAUUGAACAACAAAUAACCCUUCUGUUUUACUUUUUUUUUUUUUUUGGCAAUUUGUACUAAUUGCAAUUCUGGUUUUCUUCUUUGUGUUAAUAAAUUUUCAAUUUGUAAAACCAAUUGAAAAACAAACCCAUUGUGAAUUA